UACCCCCAUGUUCCGACAAAGCAUUAAACAAGACUAUCAAGUAAUCAACUGCUAAAGACUAGGAUUUGACAAACCACCUUCCAAAAACGACCUCGUUUCAUUCCCACCUGAACAAACACAACUCAAAAAACUCUUCCCCUCAAAGGUUUCAGAUAAACUUGAAGCUUAAAAAUUUUAUUUUUAGACAAAAAAAAAAAAGGUCAGUUUAGUUGGUUGAGUUCUAAAACGAACUGAAACAAAAACAAAGAAGUUUUUGUUGCUCCACUUUCAGAUUUGAGAUCUUCAAGUUCUUUCCCACUGAAGAACGAAAACCCAUGUAAGCUUCCUUUUGAUCCGAACUAUUUGACAAUGACAGAAGAUGACAAUCCAUGAACAGGGCUACAUAUUUAGUCACAAUUAUUCCUUAUGAAAUGGAUAAAAGAAGAGUCCUAUGGUUUUACAGCCCUCUUACUUUAAUUUAGCUUAAAUUUGUUGAAAAUGAAGAAGUGGUCUGGAGGCAUGUGUAUCAUGGCUCUUGCGGUGAUCUUGGUUCUCCGUUACAGCCUUAUAGGAAUCCAGCCACAGAAGCAGUCAGCAUAUGAUUUCUUUAGAAACCAUCCAACCAGUGAUUCUCAAAUGAGGGACAGUGGCACCAUUAAGUCUUCUAAAAUGGAAGUGAAAAAAGUAUCAAAGCCGUUAAAAAAGCCCCCUCUUAAAGAUAUUGAAGGACUCAGUGAUCUGUAUGCUUCUAAAAAUAUUUCUGAGGAAGAAUCAAAGGCCCUGCUUGUAUGGGCUCACAUGCGUAUGCUACUUUCCAGGAAUGACACUUUUCCUGAAACAGCUGAUGGAGUCAAAGAGGCUUCCAUAGCAUGGAAAUAUUUACUCUCCACAAUUGAGAAGGAAAAAGCCUCUAAGUUUAGCAACAGUAACAACUCCGACGAUAAAAAUUGUCCUUACUCUGUUAGUACACUUGAUAAGACAGCAAUGAGUGAUGGAGUCAUUCUUGAGCUCCCUUGUGGUCUAGUUGGGGAUUCUUCAAUUACUUUAGUUGGCAUUCCCAAUGGACAAAAUGGAAGCUUUCAAAUUGAACUCGUAGGAUCACAACUUUCUAGGGAGCCAACACCUCCUAUUAACUUGCAUUUCAAUGUCAGUCUUCCUGGAGAUAAUAUGACAGAGGAGCCAUUUAUAGUUCAGAAUACAUGGACUAGUGAAGCUGGUUGGGGCAAAGAGGAAAGAUGUCCUGCUCAUGGUUCUGCUAACCUCAUCAAAGUUGAUGGACUUGUUCUUUGCAAUGAACAAAUUGCCAGGGGCACUGUGGAAGAUAAUCUGAAUGUGAGUCAUCCUACAAGUGACAUGUUUACAAAUGUUUCCAGGGAAAGUGCCCAUGGAAGUGUGAGUUUCCCAUUUGUUGAAGGGAAUCCCUUCACUGCCACAUUGUGGGUUGGUCUGGAGGGCUUUCAUAUGACUGUAAAUGGAAGGCAUGAAACGUCUUUUGCAUAUAGGGAGAAACUUGAACCAUGGUCAGUUAACAGAGUCAAAGUGGCGGGUGGUUUGGAUCUCUUAUCUGCCUUGGCUAAAGGCUUACCUGUUUCUGAAGAUAAUGAUUUGGUUGUUGAAGUAGAGCACCUCAAAGCUCCAUCAGUUUCAAGAAAACGACUUAUAUUGUUGAUUGGGAUUUUCUCUUCGGGAAAUAAUUUUGAGCGUCGUAUGGCACUGAGGAGGUCUUGGAUGCAAUAUGAGGCUGUUCGCUCUGGGGAUGUAGCUGUCCGAUUUUUCAUUGGCCUUCACAAGAACAACCAAGUCAAUUAUGAGCUAUGGAGAGAAGCUCAAGCAUAUGGGGAUAUCCAGUUGAUGCCCUUUGUUGAUUAUUACAGCUUGAUCGCUUUGAAAACAGUUGCAAUUUGCAUCUUUGGGACCAAAAUCCUCCCUGCCAAAUUUAUCAUGAAAACAGAUGAUGAUGCUUUUGUUAGGAUUGAUGAAGUUCUCUCUAGCCUCAAGAGAAAGGCACCUAAUGGACUCUUGUAUGGUCUUAUUUCUUUCGAAUCAGCACCCCAUAGGGAUAAAGACAGCAAAUGGUAUAUAAGCACUGAGGAAUGGCCACCUGCUUCAUAUCCACCAUGGGCCCAUGGUCCAGGAUACAUUAUCUCUCGGGACAUUGCAAAAUUCAUCGUUCGUGGUCACCAUGAAAGAGAGCUUAAGCUUUUUAAACUAGAAGAUGUUGCAAUGGGCAUAUGGAUUGAACAAUUCAAGAAAAGUGGCCAAGAAGUGCAUUACAUCAAUGAUGAUAGGUUUCACAAUGCUGGAUGUGAACCAAAUUAUGUUCUGGCCCAUUAUCAAGGCCCGAGGAAGGUGCUAUGCCUUUGGGAGACGCUGCACAAAGAGCACCAGGCCCUUUGCUGUGAGUAAAUAUCAACCUUAACGACACAGGAACCCCCCUUGACGAGCUCAAACUCUUCACUGUAAAGACAAAGUAAAAGGCAAUCCGGCAACCAGAAAUUGAAUUGCAGUUCAACUAUUGAUAUUUUUCUCCAAUUCAUGCUCCUGGUGACAUGCUAUACAAGUGGAACCAAUCAGAUAUUCUUUGGUGCAACUAGGAUGAACUGAGUUUGUCCUCUCUUUUUUUAUCUUGUACUGCUCCUUAUCUUUGUGUUUUCUCAUUCUUUCGGGGUGAUUUCUUCUCAAAUUUUGAUGAAAAUUGUGUCUCAAAUUAUUUGUUAAUUUGUGCUGAUCGUUUUGACUUUUGUGUAGAGGUCAAUGUUUAGUACAUGAAAGCGUGCCAUUGAUUACAAAAACAUGUUGAAAGAGUUUGUUGUUUGACCUCUUUUGGUUCUAUUUUUGUAGAAUAAUAAUAGCCUUUUGGUCUGUCUUUUCUUCUGAAAA
Messenger RNA from Quercus robur (English oak), 2859 nucleotides. Its product is annotated as hydroxyproline O-galactosyltransferase GALT3. Gene Ontology annotation, cellular component: Golgi membrane. Bases 478 to 2385 code for a protein of 635 amino acids. The transcript has 8 exons. Gene Ontology annotation, molecular function: carbohydrate binding; galactosyltransferase activity. The record is from RefSeq and is a predicted model, not a curated record. Lineage: Eukaryota; Viridiplantae; Streptophyta; Magnoliopsida; Fagales; Fagaceae.